Molecule: messenger RNA, 2241 nt
Organism: Maudiozyma saulgeensis
Lineage: Eukaryota; Fungi; Ascomycota; Saccharomycetes; Saccharomycetales; Saccharomycetaceae
Source: the annotation of a GenBank genome assembly
AUGAGUAUAACUUUGAAGUCGCUUCCAAGGCCCAUUUUACACAUUUCUCCUAAUGUCAUCGGCGUACGAUAUUUACAAAUGAAUUCAAAUAGUCUGUUGAAACCUUUAAUGGUACCAACUUUAAGAAAUCGAAUAUUGAAUCCAACAUGGAUCAUUGCUAGAAAUUUAUCAUACAGUCGACAUCAUCUGUUAAAACAUACAAAUAUUUUCUUACAAAAGAAAAAUAUUAAAAAUAAUAAUAUAUUAUCUAAAUCUGAUAAACGUCAUUUAAAAUUUACUAAGAUUAAAUCAAAUGAUAUUGGAGCUAUUGUGUCGGGAAAGGCAUUAAUGAAACAAAAUAAUGAUCAAACGAAUAUAUUAAAAGAUAAAAAUGGGACCAUAAAUAUUAAUGAUAAUAAGAAUAUGAAGUUGACUCUUCCAUUAACGACAACUUCGACAUUGAAAUCUUCCAACAUAGAUAUUGAAGAUAAAAUUUCAAUAUCAAGUAAUCCUAGCAUAAAUUCUCCUCUAAUGAAAGAUUCGGGUAAACCUUUAGUCAAUGAGAAUAUCAAAGCAGAAGCCUCUCCCAAAUUUGAGACGAAUAUCACGAUAGGGGCAGAAUCUGUUAUACAACGUUCAUUUUUCCAGAGAAUUAAAGAAAAUAUCAAAUGGUUUUUAAUAAGAAAUAAGAAAAGACCCUUUUCAAAAGAUGAAAUUGGAACUCUCUUUUCCUGGUUAUUUAUAUCACAAAUAAUAUGGUUGGUAUUGAAAACAACAACAGUAGUUUCAUUACUAUUAUUGACAUUUAACACUGUAUUCGCCAAAGAGCUUGUAGCACAAUUUAUUGGCAAACUCAUCAAUUAUUUCAGCGAGGAUAUUUCUAUUAGAUUCCAAGAUGCCCUGAUACCUGAGUGGAAAAGUGGGUUCAUUAAAUUUAAAGAUGUUCACUUAGAUACUAAUAAGAAUCAAAAAAAUGAUAUAUUGGAAUUUCAUUUAAUAUUCCAUGAAAUUGAAAUAAAUUUAUCCCUACGUAAAUGGUUACAAGGUAAAGGUUUGAUUAAUGAUAUUAAAGUUUUCGGAAUUAGAGGUGAAACCAUUAUCAAUUACAAAGAGAAUAAAAAAAUUGAAAAUUCUCAAGAAUUAUUACUUGAUUGGUUUACAAACCCAAAUUAUAAAUUAAUGAACGUGAAUUUAUCAGAUUGUAAAUUUAAUGUCAUUGAAAAUUUUGCAGAUAAAUUAGAACCAAAAAGUAUUAAGAUUCGUAUAUUCAACUUGGAUAUUUCAGGAUUAAGAUUCAACCAAUUAUUAACAGAUUUCUUAAAGGCAAACGUUAUUACAGGUUCUAUUAACAAUUCUUUGUUUACAUUCCAUAAAAGACAACACAAAUUAUCAUAUAUGGAUGAUAUGAAGGAUGACUUAUCUUCCUGGGAUAGAAUCACAAGAUUGAGAUUGAAUUCAAUUAACGUUAACACGCUGGGGCUAAAUAAAACAAAAUCAUUCAAUUGGAUUGAAGAUGGGGAUGUCGGUUUGGUAGCUGAUAUAAUGCUACCGCAAGACACCGAAGAUUCAGAAUUACAAGACAAUGAUAAAUAUUUGUUGUUAGAUCUAACAUUUAAAUUUAAGGAUUUGAAGGCUUCGUUACCUAAAGUCGCCCCAAUCUUAUCAACAGGGGAGCAAAUUAUUUCACUAGAUGAAUUAAAACCGGUAAUAUCGUUUGUUAACUUACAGAGGAUAUUAUCUCGUUCAAGUAAUUACUCCAGUAAUGAAAUAAAUAAUAUUCUUGAUGAUGAAAAUGAUGAACAUCCAUUUAGUCAUUCCACGCCCAAUGUUUCUAUCAAGAGAAAGAGAUCUUACCCAAAUAUUACGGUUAUUCAAUCUGAUAAGAAGAAAUCCAAUGGGGACAAUGAUACAGAUACAUCUGAUAAAGCCAACAAUGGUACAUCCAUUAUUAAAUUUCAUCCAACGCAUGAUAACAACCAACCAUAUAACACUGGGAAUUUUUAUAACUCCUCUUCAUUGGGAUCUAGUAAUAGAAACGAGUUGGUUUUACAUUGCAGAUUGGUCAAAAAUAUUAAAGAUUUAGAAAAAGUAAUUCUAUUUCAAGAGACUGGCGUAUAUGAUCAAAUCUGUAUGGAAUUAUACGUUGAUUUGAUCAAGACAGUUGAGGAAUGGGAAAUUAAAAAUAAAGACGAAUGGAUGAAAGAAUGGGGUACAACUUUUGCAUCUCAGUUAUUACUAUUUGGUUUCACAAAUGUCAUGUAA